UAAUCGCAUCCAUGGUGUUAUGUUUUUGGGCGUAAGCACGAGCUGGCUCAUUUCGAUAACGUGCAUAGUUUAUUUCGACUUCAUAUAUAGUGGGUUACAGCUUAAUCCCAAUCAUCCGUACAUCAAGGAACACUCGCUCAUGUUGAUCUGGAAAAGUGCGCUAGUCGGUGGACUGUUGGCCGUAGCAGGAAUGGCAACGGAACAGAUAAAGCAGAUAACGCAAUUAACGCAACACUGUGGGAUUGUUUCGCUGUGCAAUCGAUCGUUGGCGAAAAUGAUCGAUAAGCUGCUGAUCAAGUGUCAAUUUCAGGACAUUAGCUUUACCGUGUAUGGAUUGUUUACGAUCGACAACAGCUUAAACUAUAUGGUUAUUAGCUCGAUUGUUACGUACCUGGUCAUUAUCACGCAGUUUCGUCAGAUGGAAAUUGAAUAUGAAAGCAAAGGGACAAUGAAGUGAUUUUAAUUGGAAGGCCAACUUCAACGCCCUUAACAAAAAAAUCCACGAGAAAAACAUUGCGUAGAUUGGAAGAAAUUUCAGAGUGGUAACAAUAUAGAUCAUAGACCCUUUUGUCCGC
Anopheles funestus (African malaria mosquito) is the source of this 575-nucleotide messenger RNA. Its product is annotated as gustatory receptor 68a-like. Bases 20 to 457 code for a protein of 145 amino acids. Lineage: Eukaryota; Metazoa; Arthropoda; Insecta; Diptera; Culicidae. The transcript has 3 exons. Gene Ontology annotation, biological process: sensory perception of taste. The record is from RefSeq and is a predicted model, not a curated record. Gene Ontology annotation, cellular component: membrane.